Molecule: messenger RNA, 2334 nt
Organism: Notechis scutatus (mainland tiger snake)
Lineage: Eukaryota; Metazoa; Chordata; Lepidosauria; Squamata; Elapidae
Gene: SELENON
Product: selenoprotein N
Biological process (GO): calcium ion homeostasis; skeletal muscle fiber development
Cellular component (GO): endoplasmic reticulum membrane
Molecular function (GO): calcium ion binding
Source: RefSeq, a predicted model, not a curated record
GAGGCGGGAGAGGGCAGCUGGAAGCUCCGCCGUCACGCCGCGCCGCGCCGCCCGAGGCCGAAGUGGAGCCGCCUGUCGACUGAGGGGAUCCUGAGAUGCCGCCGCCUUCGCUGCUUUAGAGGUCCGCGAAAGAACCACGAGGCCGCCGCCGCCGCCGCCGCCUCUCUCUGCAUUCCGGGCGAGGCGGGACCGAGAGCCGGCGCUUCCCCCUCCCGGCCAGCGGCGGCCAUGGCCCGCGGCGGUGAAGAGGAGGGCCGCCCGCCCGAACAGGCCGCCUCGCCUACGGAGGCCUCCCAAGGCGGCGGUUCUGGGCGCCGGCCGCCACCGGCGCUUCCUCCUGCUCGGCUGCCACGGCUGGGCCUGGGCCUGGCCUUCCUGGCGGCGCUGCUGGCCGCCAAAUACUACCGGGACGCGGAGGCCGCCCGGCGGCAGGAAACAGCCCUGAAAUCUCUGGGAAAUGAGGGACUUUUCCUCUUCUCUUCCCUGGAUACUAACAAUGAUUUGUUCAUCAGCCCUGAGGAAUUCAAACCAAUUGCAGAGAAACUGACUGGCAUGGUUCCUGUGUCUGGCACGGAGGAGGAAGAGGUGACGGAUCCGAAUGGGGAGACACUCUCUAUCCUUGCAAAAUUCCAGCCACUGUUGAUGGAAACCAUGACAAAGAGCAAAGAUGGCUUCCUUGGCAUUUCCCAUGUGGCCUUUACUGGUCUCCGCAAUUGGACAGCUCCUGCUUCACCCCUCAGUGUGAUGUUUGCUAGACAAUUCAAGGCCUUUCUUCCCCCAAAGAAUAAGUUGGAACUUGGUGAUCCAUGGUGGAUCAUUCCCAGUGAAUUAAACAUAUUUACCGGAUAUCUUCCCAAUAAUCGUUUCUCCCCUCCAGCUCCCAAGGGCAAGGAGGUCAUCAUUCACAAGCUCUUGAGUAUGUUCCACCCACGGCCAUUUGUGAAAACUCGUUUUGCUCCUCAGGGAGCAGUGGCCUGCAUUCAAGCUGUAGCAGAGUUCUACUACAAAAUAGCCUUCAGAAUCCAUGCAGAAUUCCAACUGAAUGAGCCUCCAGAUUUCCCAUUCUGGUUUUCUCCUGCCCAAUUCACGGGCUACAUUGUCUUCUCAAAGGAUUCUUCCCAUGUUCGAGAGUUCAAGCUAUUUGUCCCUAAUAACAGGUCUCUCAAUGUAGAUAUGGAAUGGUUAUAUGGUGCCUUAGAGAGCAGCAACAUGGAGGUGGAUAUAGGAUACUUACCUCAGAUGGAGCUGGAGUCUCUGGGACCAUCUACCCCUUCAGUGAUUCAUGAUGAAAAUGGGAACGUGAUUGACAGCAGAGAAGGAGAACCAAUUCAAUUUAUUUUUGAAGACAUUUCCUGGCAGAGAGAAAUAAGCUGGGAAGAAGCAUCUGGGAAGCUGGAAGUGGUCAUGUAUCCAUUUAAGAAAGUUUCCUACUUUCCCUUUACCCAGGCUUUUGAAAAGGCCAAGUCUGAGGGUAAACUUGUUCAUUCCAUACUCUUAUGGGGAGCCUUAGAUGAUCAGUCAUGCUGAGGUUCAGGGCGAACUCUCCGGGAAACAGUCCUGGAAAGUUCGCCCAUCCUUGCAUUCCUGAAUGAGAGUUUCAUCAGUACCUGGUCGUUGGUGAAGGAGCUGGAAGAUUUACAGAAUAAACAGGACGAGAUCAUCAGCAAACUUGCAGACCUACAUCUUGAAAAAUAUAACUUCCCUGUGGAGAUUAUGAUCUGCCUGCCCAAUGGCACUGUGGUUCACCACAUCAAUGCCAAUUAUUUUCUGGAUAUUACUUCUAUGAAGCCUGAAGAAGUUGAGAGCAGCAUCUUUAGUUUCUCCUCCAGUUUUGAAGACCCCUCAACAGCAACUUAUCUCCAGUUCUUGAAGGAAGGGCUUCAGAAAGCCAAGUCCUACCUGUAGCCCCUAACACCCAGAAGCAGCAAACAAGUGCUCUCCUCUCGAUCCAACACAAUUGUUACAGUUCUUCUUCUUGUGUUUUUGGAGCUCAGGAUUAACACAGUAUUGAAAAGCAAAUGUUGUAUGUAAAUGAAAACUCUCCAAACCAGUAAGUGUUCCUUGGAAAUAUGAAGUCUGAAAUUUCCUGAUUAAUGUGAAGGACGCUGCCUGGAUAUCUUUCUUAGUGGUAAAUGGUGGGGUUAUUCUGAAUCUAGACAGGCUACAAGAGACGGAGUUUUGAAGACAAUAUAGUGCAAAAGAUGGAGACAGAUUAUGAGACUGCAAUGAGAUACCAGCAGGUUGCAUUUUUGACUCCUUUGGUGUAGUUAAAACUUGGUGAGUUGAUUCCUGAAUGAGAUGCCAUCAUUUCCACAUCAAACUAGACCCUUUUAG